AGCGCGCGCGGGCUUCCGCGUGCACCUCUCGCAUCCUCACUUGUGGGCUGACUUUACAAAGGAAACACCGUUAUUCGCGCACGCGCGCGCCGCACACGUGAAUUAGAGAAGACUCUCCUCGCGCGCAGUCACUGACUGAAGCCCGUCUGAAAUUUAUGUUUAGUCGUUUUUAAAGCUUUUCCCUUAAAAAACAGUCUUUCAUUUUUCUGAAGAAUCUCGGAGACAGCCUCGCAAACGCGCGAGACACUUCACGAGCAACAGGAGGAGCAACAGGGGGUUUCUAGUCAUUCUUGACUUGACUUUUCCCCCGUAAACUGCAGCUCUGGUUAAAGUUUUCUGCCGGAAAACGAGUAAAUCUAAUCCAAGGACCGAGCGGACCGGUAUUUUGACCCGGGAUAGACCCUGUCUGACCUGGGAGAGGCUCUCAUCCAUACACGUAUUUCCUCCCAACAUGCGCUCAUCAGGGAACAGCAUGUGGUUGCUCUACAGCCUGGUUCUGGUCCUGGUUCCGCCCUCUGUAGGAUACAGUCUGGAUGUGGAACACAGUUUAGAGUUCGGCGGUCCCUCCUCUUCCUGGUUUGGGUACUCUGUGCUGCUGCAUCGGAGUGGAAGACAAACCUGGCUGGUGGCAGGAGCUCCGGUGGCAAACGGGUCUUCCAGUCUGCCAGUUCGAUCCCCUGGAGGUGUUUACCGCUGCAACAUCACGCCUGAGCCUCGGACUUGUAAACAUAUGCAUACUGAAGUGUCUAGCUGUGGGAAGACCUGUGAGGGUGAGAGUGAUCACCAGUGGCUUGGAGUCAGUCUGUCUAGACAACCUGGAGAAGAAGGCGGACGUGUGCUGGCCUGUGCUCACCGCUGGAAGAACGUCUUCUACUCAACUAAAGACUCUCAGAGCAACAAGCUGCCCAAUGGAGUUUGUUUUUCCUUCAGCAGUGACUUAGAAACCUCCCAGCCCUACAUCCCAUGCUACAUAGACCAUCAAAGGAAGUUUGGUGAGAAUUAUGCAUCAUGUCAGGCGGGAAUUUCCAGUUCCAUGACUGAGGAUCUGGUCAUCAUGGGGGCACCGGGAACGUCUUAUUGGACAGGUUCCGUUAUUGUCUACAACACUUCCAGUCGACAGAUUUCAGCCUAUGGGAAUGAUGAGACUGGAGCUGUCAACUUUGGGAGCUACCUGGGUUACUCUGUUGGAGCUGGUCACUUUCUCAGUCCUUCAUCUGUGGAGGUGGUGGGUGGAGCUCCACAGUACAACCAGAAAGGCAAGGUCUUCAUAUUCACAGUGGACAACAGCAGACUGCGUAUUGUGUUUGAACUACCUGGGAAAGAGUUUGGGUCAUAUUUUGGCUCCAGUGUCACCGUGGUGGAUCUGAACGCUGAUGGCCUGUCAGACCUUUUGAUUGGGGCUCCUAUGGCAACAAGCAACACCAGAGAGGAGGGAAAAGUACAUGUGUACAUCAACGAGGGACAGGCAAAGCUGGUGGAGGCUGAGUUUCACCUGACUGGCAGCAGUGCUUACGCUGCCCGAUUUGGACAGUCCAUCGCCAACCUGGGAGACAUGGACGAUGAUGGCUACCCAGAUGUGGCGGUUGGUGCCCCACAGGAAGAUGACCUCAGAGGAGCUGUCUACAUUUACAAUGGGAGGAAGGAGGGCAUUUCACCAACGCCAUCGCAGAGGAUCACCGGGUCCUCUUUGGGGCGUGACUUGAUGAUGUUUGGACAGUCCCUGAGCUCUGGCGUUGACAUUGAUAAUAACAACUACAAAGAUGUGGCGGUCGGUGCCUUUCUCUCAGAUUCUGCUGUAAUUCUCAGGGCCCGCCCUGUGAUCCAGGUGAAGGCAUCUCUAACUCUGCCUGAACAGAUCGACCAAAAGGCGGCCCUGUGCCACGACCGCGGCACUCCGGCCGUCUGCAUCAAUGUCACCAUCUGCUUCAAUGCUACAUCUAAACACUUCAAAGGACUGAUAGAGCUGCAGUACAACUUGACCUCUGACCUUAUCCACAAAUCCUCCUUUCCUCAUCGCUUCUAUUUCCAUGGUAACGGCUCAUUGAACAGUACAAAGGGAGAAGUGAGAACCCGACAUGGCCGCCUCACGUGUAAAACACACACAGCUUAUCAAAGGAAAGAUGUGAAGGACAUUUAUACUCCAGUUCAGUUUGAAGUUUCCUAUGGUCUCAAAGAAACAAAGUCCCCAAAACAUCCCUCCAAAGCUUUUCCUCCAUUGAAACCCAUUUUGCAGCACAGUCCAGGACAACGCCACACCUUCAUCAACCAGACUCGAUUUGCUCGUUCCUGCUCUCAGGUGAACUGUUCAACAAACAUGCAGCUGUCGAGUCAUUUAGUGCUGCCUGAUCAGCAGGACUUUGUUGCUCUGGGCUCUGCACAAACCAUCAUCCUGAAAACAUCUCUGCUGAACUCUGGAGACGAUGCUUUCCUGCCUCGACUGACGCUGCGAUUCCCUGACAACAUCCACUAUGUCAAAGUGCUGCAGAACCAAGACAACCUGAUCAGCUGUGAUGUGAUGAAGGAAGCCAACUCCACAGAUGUGAGCCUCUCCUGUAUGGUUUCCAGCCUUGUUCUGCCAGCCGGCUCUCAGAUGAAUAUCAGCUUUCUGUUUGAUGUGAACCACAACAGCACGCCCGGUGACGUCCUCAUUCAAAUGAACACCAGCAGUGACAAUUAUGAGAUGGAGAAGUAUCUCCAUGACAACGCCAUGAGCCUUGUCUUUCCUCUUAAAUAUGGAGUCAGUGUCAACAUCCACGGUUUUGUUUCUCCAACUUCCUUCUUAUUUGGGGAUGAAGACACAAUUCCAGCCGAGUGCUACUCAGAGAAACUCAACUACACGUUUAAGGUGUUAAAUUCUGGUCCCAGCAGAUCAGUGGACACUGUGAUCGACAUUAGACUGCCAAAGAUCCUUUCUCCUCAUCAACACAAACUGCAGAAGCUGAUCAGCUUGAAGUCGUCACAUGGCGAGUGUUCAAUCAGCAGCAAAACCAUUUCCGUCUUCGAGGACUGCGACGUCCCUCAAGCUUCCUCCAUCCAGAAGCUCAUCUCCUUCUUCUCACCAACCUCCACACGCAUUUUGUUCUGUGGCCAUGGAGAUGAGCUGUGUGAACACUUGAUAUGUCGCCUCGGGAGCCUGGAUGUGGGACGAGAUGCUACCAUCCUGCUGGAGGUCAAUCUGAACCCUGCUGUGCUGCUCCAAGAACCGGGCCGUCACGGCAUCAUGAUGUUGGAGAGCACCGCGGUGAUGUCCUCUCCGAGAGAGGAUCCCCACACUGUCCUCAUGCAGGGUCUGCCGUUCACUCAGGUGUCGGUGGAAGCCGUCUUUACCCAGAAGCUCACUACAGUGGUGCAAAUCUUCAUCAUUGUUGUCAGUUUGGUUUUAGGACUGACGAUCCUCGCUGCUCUCAUCUGGUGUCUGUGGAAGGCCGGUUUCUUUAAGAGGAACUUCCAGAAAAAGGAGGAAGAGGAGUUCAACAGAGACAGCUGGGAUUAUGUUCCUAAACCUAAAAAAAGGGAGAGCAAUGCCUAACACCCCCACCACCUCUGAACUGCUGCUGUUUGGGACCUGCCUCUGACCUUUGAGCACAGGGGGCAGCCCUCUGUGUGACGGUGCUCCAGCUUUAAGCAGACGUUCAGCCGCAUAGACUGAAGCUCAGCGCUCCACAGGGGAACAUCCUCCUCUCAGGAGCCUAAACGGAUGAAGCUGAACGCGUUGGGACACACCUCUUUUGGGGAACCGGGACAGAAGACAUUUCUGUUUGACUCUGAAGAAGGAAAAAGCAACCAAAGCAAAGCGACUUUCUGGUUUUCUCAGGGAUGCACUUCUAGAUUCUGAUUGGCUCGAUAUUGUCUUUGCUUGCAACAUAAUUGCUCAUCACAAGGUCAGGAUAUCAUAUUGUUUCAGUUUUUCUUUCUGAUGGGGAAACAAAGUAUCUGCAGGGGUGUGCAAGGAAAGGGAACUACUACACCUGCUGUGACCUAAAGCAUGUUUUACUGCUGCGUUUAAAUGAAUCAUUAUUUAUGAAUGUUAUGGCUCCAUUUAAGGAGGUGAAGGAAAUGCUUUUGUUCACUUGUAGCAAAGCAUGCUGGGAGAGCCACACGUGCCAUCCAUCCUGUUGAAGAAAUAGAUGUAAGAGUCACAUGUUUCCUGAUACUUGAUGUAAAAAGAGAGGAGGAUUAUAGGACAGCUUCAGAUGAAUCUUUAGAUCAAUAUCGGUUUUAUUUAAUUUAUGUGCUGCUUUAUGAGAAAACAGAAGAGAAAGCAGAAGCCACAAGGAAUCAGGAUAAAAAAAUACAUAGAAAAUAAAGUAGCAAAACAUAUUUAAAGGAUUGUUUCAACUUGUUGUAUUCUGUGAAUGCAAACAGUGUAACCGCUUCCUUCCAUUGCUGUACAAUGUGCAACAAAUAUCAGUGUUUUAGUUUGUUUUUUUAAAGAGUUUUGUGAAUUAUUUCAUUUUUAAAAAACUUUUUGUGCACUGGAAAGUCUCACUGAUUUCUAUCAAUAAAAAACAUUAAGAAUUAAAAUAUUUUAUACAAAACAAACGCUUCUUUCCUUCAAUGUUUUGGCCAAAAUAUACAUUUCAGAGAUGUGUAAAAAAUUAUCGCAGAUUUUUUAUCUGCGUUUUUGAAUGUAAAUUCUGAAAAAACUGCUGGAGCUACACCCUGAAAUAAAAAAAA
Oryzias melastigma (Indian medaka) is the source of this 4677-nucleotide messenger RNA. RefSeq names its product integrin alpha 4 (gene itga4). Bases 452 to 3529 code for a protein of 1025 amino acids. Lineage: Eukaryota; Metazoa; Chordata; Actinopteri; Beloniformes; Adrianichthyidae. The transcript has 29 exons. The record is from RefSeq and is a predicted model, not a curated record. Gene Ontology annotation, cellular component: external side of plasma membrane; integrin complex. Gene Ontology annotation, biological process: cell-cell adhesion; cell-matrix adhesion; integrin-mediated signaling pathway. Gene Ontology annotation, molecular function: integrin binding.